CGGCCGGCGCGGUCCGGCGGGCGAGCCAUGGGGCCGGGGCGCCGGUGGGCGCUGGGCUGGGCGCUGGGGGGGCUGUGCCCGGCCCUGGCCGUGGCCUUCAACCUGGACGCGGCGCGGCCCACCCCCUACGCCGGCCCGCCGGGAAGCUACUUCGGCUUCGCCGUCGACUUCCACCGCCACCGCCCCGACGGGGUGAGCGUGCUGGUCGGCGCCCCCAAGGCCAACACGUCGCAGCCGGACAUCGUCCAGGGAGGAGCCGUGUACCUGUGUCCCUGGCCGGCCCGGGGGACCACCCCCUGCCACCAGGUCCCCUUCGACGGCACCAAUAACCGCAAGAUUAAGGUUAACGGGAGCAAGGAGCCCAUAGAGUUCAAAUCCAAUCAGUGGUUCGGGGCUACCGUGAAAGCUCACGAGGGAAAAGUGGUGGCCUGCGCCCCCCUGUACCAUUGGCGGACGCUGAAAGCCACCAGUGAGAAGGACCCCGUGGGCACCUGCUACGUGGCGAUCCAGAACUUCAGUACCUACGCCGAGUACUCCCCCUGCCGCAACAGCAACCCCGAUCCCGAAGGCCAAGGUUACUGCCAAGCCGGUUUCAGCGUGGAUUUCUACAAGAAUGGAGAUCUGAUUCUCGGCGGCCCGGGAAGUUUUUACUGGCAAGGUCAGGUGAUCACCACCAGCGUUGCUGACAUCGUCGCGGGUUACUCCUUCAAGAACAUCCUCCGGAAACUGAGCGGAGAAAAGCAAACCGACGUGGCGCCCGCAUCCUAUGACGACAGCUACCUGGGUUACUCGGUCGCUGCAGGAGAAUUUACUGGAGAUUCAGACCAAGAACUGGUCGCUGGCAUACCACGAGGAGCUCAGAACUUCGGUUCGGUUUCGAUUAUUAAUUCUACAGACUUGACCUUCAUUCAGAACUUUACCGGUGAACAGAUGGCAUCUUAUUUUGGGUACACGGUUGCAGUGUCUGACGUCAACAGUGAUGGUUUGGAUGACGUCCUGGUGGGAGCCCCCCUCUUUAUGGAGCGAGAGAUGGAGAGCGACCCCAGAGAGGUGGGACGAGUGUAUCUCUUCUUGCAGGAGGGCGUGCUCGCCUUUAGAGACGCCCAAGUGCUCACUGGCACGGAGCCGUUUGGACGAUUCGGUAGCGCCAUCAGCCACUUGGGAGACCUGGAUCAGGAUGGAUACAAUGAUAUUGCCGUCGGCGCCCCCUUUGCCGGGGAGGGCGGACGGGGCCGCGUGUUCAUCUACAACGGGCACCGGGACGGGGUCAGCGUCCGUCCGUCCCAGAUUCUGGAGGGAGCGUGGACCUCAGAGACCACCCCCUCGGGCUUCGGCUUCACCUUGAGAGGAGGUUCGGACAUAGACCACAACCGGUACCCAGAUCUAAUCGUGGGAGCGUUUGGGGCUGGAAAAGUGGUGGUUUACAGAGCCAGGCCUGUGGUGACGGUGAGUGCCCAGCUCCUGCUUCAGCCAAGAAUCAUUAACCCCGAAAACCAGAGCUGCCAGCUCCCGGGCUCGGGGACCCCCGUGGCUUGCCUGACUGUAAAAGUCUGUGGGUCCGUAGCAGGCCGAAGUCUUCCAGAUUUUGUCGCUCUGCGGGCUGAAGUCCAGCUAGACGCCUUGAAGCUGCAAGGAGCUGUGAGAAGAAUCCUCUUCCUUGAAUCCCAUCAAUCUCAGCUUAUCUUCUCUCUGAUGGUCCCCAGUGGACAGAAAUCCCCCCGGUGUCAGGACUUCACUGUUUACCUAAGGGAUGAAACGGAGUUCCGAGAUAAAUUGUCUCCGAUCCACAUCAGCCUCAACUACAGUUUGGACGAGUCCUCGCCCGCGGAAGGCCUCGCGGUGAAACCGAUUCUGAACUACUACCGGCCGACGGUGGUGAAGGAACAGGCUCACAUCCUGGUGGAGUGUGGAGAGGACAACGUGUGCAUUCCUGAUUUGAAACUUUCGGCCCGACCGGACAGGUCCCAGUUGGUCAUCGGAGACGAAAACCACCUGACGCUCAUCAUCAACCCAAGGAACCGGGGGGAAGGGGCUUACGAGGCUGAGCUCCACGUGCUGAUCCCUGAGGAGGCGGAUUAUAUUGGAAUUGAGCGGAACAACAAGGCCCUGCACAUCCUCAGCUGCGAAUACAAGAUGGAAAACGAAUCAAGAAUGGUGGCGUGCGACCUCGGGAACCCCAUGGCGGCCGGAACCAACAUCUCCCUGGGUCUCCGAUUUGCUGUCCAGCGACUGGAAAAUGCAAAUUUCAGCAUCAACUUUGACUUACACAUCAGAAGCUCCAACCAAGAUCACCCACAGAGCAAUUUCGUGAGUCUGCAAAUCAACAUCAGUGCAGCUGCCGAAGUGGAGCUAAGAGGUGUGUCCCACCCACCCCAAGUUGUUCUUCCUGUUCCGGAAUGGGAGCCCGUAGAGGAUCCCCAGGAGGAAGAGGACGUCGGUCCACUGGUUGAGCACGUAUAUGAGCUGUACAACGUCGGUCCAAGUGCCGUGAGCAGUACCGUCCUGGAGGUGGGCUGGCCGAUCUCUAACCGAGACGAGUUUCUCCUCUACGUUUUCUCUCUCCAGACCCUCGGCCCUGUGCAGUGCCAAGCAAACCCCGCAAUCAACUCGAAGCAGAUAAAGCCUGCAUUCCCCCGGGCGGACACCCCCGAGCUCAGUGCCUUUCUGCGGAACUCCACUAUCCCUCACCACGUCAGCAGGAGGGACACGGAGGGACCCCCGCUUCACCGGCAAACCCCGGCAAGAAUACUGAACUGCACAAACGUUGGGUGCUUGUACAUCUCCUGUACGAUCGGACGUCUGGAAGGCGGAGAAAGCGCGGUCCUGAAAGUCAGAUCAAGACUCUGGGCGGAAACGUUCCUCCAGAGAAAAAACGAUCCCUACUCCCUUAUGGCCAUGGUAUCCUUCGGAGUGAAGAAGAUGCCCUACAAGGUCCGGCCGGCAGAACUCGCCAAGGGGAGAAUUUCGGUGCGAACGACGGUCGUCUGGGCCACACCAAACGUCUCCUUUGCAAUCCCACUGUGGGUUAUAAUAUUGGCCAUCCUCUUAGGGCUGCUCGUUCUGGCCUUGUUGACCGUAGCACUGUGGAAGUGCGGCUUCUUCGACAGGGCCAGGCCCCCUCAGGACGAUAUGGCGGACAGAGAGCAGCUGACACACAACAAGACUACUGAUGCGUGAGAACAGCCCAGAGUCACCCCGGUCUGGUCCAAGGGCAAGACUGUCCCGAAGGCGAAGGCUGAAACAGGUUUCUUCCAACCGGCUGGCUGGGAGGACGGGGUCCCGGUGACGCCAAGGGGCUCUGAACUAUUGGGAGAAGUCUCCCCGAGGCCCAGUCUGACAGACACACCAAGGUGGGAAGAGUUUUCCGCUGGAGGAAAUUUGGACACUUUCCAGCUAGUCAGAACCUUGCGAAGUGGGCAUCACUAGAAGGUAGAACAGGAUGAAACUUUCAACCACUACUGUAUCCCAGAAUAAUCCCUACCCGCAAGGGACAGGAGCAUCCUGAUGCAGCUGAGGCUGAGAGGGGCUGGCACUUGGGAGUGGAUUCUGUGAGCGGAGGGCGCUAUUUUAUCUUUCCACCCUGGGAAAAUCAGGAUUCCCGACCACUCAUGGGUUUGGACAUUUGGAUCUGGUCUUCCGCUUUUAGGGAAUCACGGUUCCUACACACCACUUGGGCUGAAGAUCUUCCUAUUUUCCACGGAUUGCUUUGGGGAAAGGCAAUAUCUGAGAACAGGGUAAAGGUCCCGGGGUUUCGGUACUGUCUCUUCUCGUUGGCCGAUGACUCGAGUAAUAAAUGGUAUCUAUUGAGCGCUUACUGUGUGCAGAGCACUGUAUUAAGCGCUUGGGAGAGUACACUGCAACAUAGUUGGUAGACACGUUCCCUGUCCGCAAGGAGCUUACCGUCUAGAGAUUCAGACUGGCAGCUAAAACAGUGUUCCCCUUUCUUACCCGCUUACCUCCCUCCUGACAUUUCUUGCUUCUUUUCCAGGCUCCUUUCAAACCACACUCACCUCCCUCCCCGCUUCCUACCUUUUCCUUUCUGGAAUAUCAGUUAAGAGCACUCCACUGAUUUAAAGAAACCCUUCUACUUCAAUCAGUGGUAUUUAUUGAGUGUUUACCGUGUACAGAGUACAAUACAGCAGAGUUGGUGGACACAUUCCCUGCUUCUACUUGUCCUCUUGGGUUUGUUCUAUUAAUUUUUUUCAUCCCAAAAAACAUCACAGAGAAAGAUUCUGUCAUACGCUUUGGGAAAAUAGUACCGUUUUCAAUAGCUUUAGGGUGAGAAAGGCAGAGCAAUGAUAUUUAGCUUUUCGGUUAAAUAGUCCUUCCCUCCCCCACGAAGACCACUUAUUUCCUGACAAGAAACAUGUAGAGGGAGGGCAAACCAAAGAGGUAUCAAUUAUGGUGAUGAGGAUGAUGAGGAUAAUGAUUUCCAGGCCUGGGAAGAGCACAGAGGAAAAAGCAUUUCUUGAACAUGAUGGCAUUGUCUGACUCAGGCUCACAAUACCUACUUACGUACCUUCUUACAGCCACUAUAAAUCGAAUUUAAGAUGGUUUCUUCAUUUAUUCAGUAGUAUUUGUUUCUUCCCAACAAAAAAAGACAGUUCUCCUAGAAGAAAUGCUUUCACUGUAGAUUUUAGAUAGAACAAAAUGACAUAAUUCAGGAGCAUUCUGAAUCUGGCGACAGGGCAAGGCAGUUUUGGAAGAAAUGGUGGUGGACAUUUGAGUGGUGUCAGAUACACGGUGCGUCACCUCACGAGAUAGGGCAGGGAGUUCACCUCACGAUCUCUAGGAAAACCGAUGGAUUUUUAAACGUUUGUAAAUACCUUGUCACGUUGAGUACUGCCAUUGACGAACCAGAACCGACCGUCCCCAACAACUUACAUCGGCACGGAUUUGCAUUCUCUUUUGUUAUACGGAAAAGCUAGCGAAGCAAAUGAGUUUCUAGGUGCAAAACUGCCUCCACGUGAAUCUGAAGCAUGUUUUCACCGCCUUGAGAUGUUUAAAGAACUAUUCCAUCUUUGGAAUGAGCGAGCACGAUUGGCCGGGCCGGGAGAGCGCUCUGGGGUGCGCUGGGGGAGGAUGGGGUGGGGGUGGGGGCACUUGUCAGGAAGGUCGGGGUUUGAGGGGCGAGUAGAGUCUCACUCUACUGAACGGACUGGGGGCUGGGCUGACCGGCUACUCUUACUUCAUAGGACAGCAGCUGUCAGGAAUCACCGAAAAGGGAGCCGGCAGCUGCUAGUCGUUACUCCCAGCAGAAGGUUUGCUUUAAACAGAUCCUACCACCCCAGCUCAACACUAUCUUCUUCUUGGAAGUGUCUGGCGCCCAAGAGCUCCCCUUCCCCUCUUAGUCUGGGGGGCUUCUGGAAGGGGGGGGACAGUUGUGAGGGCUUGAACACGCCCGGGAGUUCAUUUGCAGCACAUGAGGCGGGAACUUCAGCUGUACCCAGUCAAUUACAUUUAUGGAGCGCUUA
Ornithorhynchus anatinus (platypus) is the source of this 5474-nucleotide messenger RNA. RefSeq names its product integrin subunit alpha 8 (gene ITGA8). Gene Ontology annotation, cellular component: integrin complex; external side of plasma membrane. The record is from RefSeq and is a predicted model, not a curated record. Gene Ontology annotation, biological process: integrin-mediated signaling pathway; cell-cell adhesion; cell-matrix adhesion. The transcript is spliced from 30 exons. Lineage: Eukaryota; Metazoa; Chordata; Mammalia; Monotremata; Ornithorhynchidae. Gene Ontology annotation, molecular function: integrin binding. Bases 28 to 3177 code for a protein of 1049 amino acids.